Messenger RNA from Pelodiscus sinensis (Chinese soft-shelled turtle), 5033 nucleotides. It is a transcript of the gene MELTF, whose product is annotated as melanotransferrin. The record is from RefSeq and is a predicted model, not a curated record. Gene Ontology annotation, cellular component: extracellular region; recycling endosome; plasma membrane. Gene Ontology annotation, biological process: iron ion transport. NCBI's taxonomy places the organism in Eukaryota, Metazoa, Chordata, Testudines, Trionychidae.
AGCAGUCUGGCCAAUAUACAUUGCAGAGGGACACUGCUGACACAUGAUGGCAUAAAUCACAAAUCAUGUUUGUGUGCUGGAUGAACAGGAAGAUGAGUCCUUGAUCAUAUAACUGACAUGGUUAGGUCCAGUGAUGGUGUCACCAGAGUAGAUAUGUGGACAAAGUUGGCGACAGGGUUUGUUGCAAGGGAAAUUGUUAACAUGUUAUUACCAAUUUGACCCAGCAGGUGGUGCUAAAACAAUGACAGGUCACAAUCUCCACUGUCCCAGGUAUUUUGUGCUUGGAGUUUGGCUUUCUGUUUGAAGACUGCAAUUCAUGUAAACGGAUGCAGAUUUUCCUCUCUGUUUAGAACAGACUGUGUGGUGGAGUGACUGAGAGUAACUGUUGUUUUGCAGUGCACACGUGGCCAUGUGAGAAUCUUGGUUUCCAACAGGGCGUGGUCUGGAGAGGGGCAGAGUGAAAAGUGUGCUCCAUAAAAGUAGUGAUUGCUGGAAUUCUGAAGGCACUGCAUACACACAGACCUCAUCAUGAGCUUCCAGAGCAUGGCUUAUUGUUUCUGCUUCUUUCACACAGGUUCACCAUGAAUCGACAGACAACUGACACAACAGCUGCUGCUCUCUAAAUAUUGCUGCUCUUGCUCUCAGCCUGCAGCAUGUGCGGUGGUGCACCAUCUCUGAGCAAGAGCUGGACAAGUGUAAUGACAUGAGCACAGCCUUCACUGAUGCCAACAUCCUUCCCCAAGUAUCGUGUGUCCGUGGUGGCUCGGCCAUUAACUGCGCCAAUAUGCUCAAGAAUAAUUUGGCAGAUGCUGUGACACUGGAUGGUGGUGCUAUUUAUCAAGCUGGUAAAGAACAUAAUCUGAAACCUGUGGUUGGAGAAGUCUACGAUCAAGAAAUUGGCAUUUCAUACUAUGCAGUGGCUGUUGUCAGAAAAAACUCCUUCAUUAGCAUCAACAGUUUGAAGGGCGUAAGGUCAUGCCACACAGGCAUCAACAGAACAGUUGGCUGGAAUGUUCCAAUUGGCUACCUCAUUGAUAGUGGCCGCAUGUCAAUGAUGGGAUGUGAUGUUCCAAAAGCUGUUAGUGAAUAUUUCAGUGCAAGCUGCGUUCCUGGGGCCAAUAUUGUAAGUUACCCCAAAUCCCUCUGUCAGCUUUGUCAAGGGGAUGCAUCUGGGCAGAACAAAUGUGAGAGCAAUUCAAAGGAGAAAUACUACGACUACAGCGGGGCUUUCAGGUGUUUGGCUGAAGGAGCUGGAGAUGUUGCUUUCGUGAAGCACAGCACAGUGUCUGAAAACACAGAUGGCCAGACUCCUUCCUCAUGGGCACAAGAGCUUCGCUCCAGGGACUUCCAGCUUCUCUGUCGUGAUGGCAGCACAGCUGAGAUUACAGACUGGAGGAAAUGCCACCUGGCCCGAGUCCCAGCUCACGCUGUUGUUGUCAGACCUGACACUGAUGGGUCACUCAUCUUCCAGAUGCUUAAGCAGGGGCAGCAAAGAUUUCAGAUGUUUGAUUCUGCGGCUUACAAUGCAAAGAACCUUCUCUUCAAAGACACCACCACAGACUUGGUUCCAAUCACAGAUCAGAGCUACCAGGCAUGGCUGGGUGAUGAGUAUAUGCAUGCAAUGCAAGGCUUGAGCUGCGAUCCUAGCAGGUUACCAGAAAGCCUGCGAUGGUGUGUUGUGCUCAGUGAGGAGACCUGGAAAUGUGGUGAAAUGGCUGUUGCCUUUAAAAAAAAGAACUUGAAACCAGAGAUCCAGUGUAUUUCAGCCAAGACAACACAACAGUGUAUGGAAAUGAUCCAGAGAAAAGAAAGUGAUGUUGUAAGUGUGGAUGGAGCUGAUAUUUACAUAGCUGGGAAGAUGUAUGGCCUUGUGCCAGCUGCUGGAGAAAGUUAUUCUGGUGAUGACAACAGCAACAUGUACUAUGCUGUGGCAUUAGUGAAACGGAACACUUCCAAUGCUUUCACCAUCAAUGACUUGAAAGGGAAAAAGUCUUGCCACACAGGAUAUGGGAGAAUGGCUGGAUGGAACAUCCCUAUUGGCAUUCUAAUUAAACGAGGUUUUAUUAGGCCCACAGACUGUAAUAUUCCUCAAGCUGUGAGUGACUUUUUCUCUGCUAGCUGUGUGCCUGCGGCCAAGAUGGCCAAUUACCCAACAAAACUCUGUGAGCUCUGUGUUGGAGAUAACAGUGGAAACCAUAAAUGUGAUGCAAGUACCCAGGAACGUUAUUAUAGCUACAGUGGAGCCUUCAGGUGUCUGGUGGAGGAUUCUGGUGAAGUGGCCUUUGUCAAGCACUCAACAGUUUUUGACAACACUGAUGGUAAUAGUGCUGAUUUCUGGGCUCUUCACUUGCAAUCCAGUGAUUUCCAGUUACUAUGUCCAAAUGGAGCCCGAGCUGAAGUCACUCAGUUUGCUCAUUGUCACUUGGCUCAGGUGCCUGCUCGGGUUAUCAUGGUCCACCCAGACACCAACAUUUUUGCAGUAUAUGGACUACUGGACAAAGCUCAGGAUUUCUUUGGAAAUGACAGCAAUGGAAAUGGAUUCAAAAUGUUUGAUUCUUCAGAUUUACUAGGAACAGACUUGAUCUUUAAAGAUUCCACUGUUAAGAUUGUACCAGUAAGAGAGAAAACAACCUAUGCAGAAUGGCUGGGGAGUGAAUACAUAGAGUCCAUCGAAGGGAUGCACUUACCUCAGUGCUCUGGGGCAGCUGCAGUAUCCAUGAACAUCGUUAUGCUACUGGUGGCUAGUGUCGUUCUGAUUAGAUUCUACUUCUCGUGAGCAUUAGGCCGUUCCUUGGAUUAACAGAUAUUCAUCAUCAUAAACUGAAAUACUGGUAAAUAAUAUAAAUAAACUGAAAUGAAACUUGUAAAAUGAAUGGGAGAAGCAUGUGGCGAGCAGUAAAAUUAUAGAGUCCAUUCUAUGUUGUUCUGUCUAUCCAUAAAGGUAAUGGGAAAUCUGGGAGGGGUCAGGAGGGAUUCCAUUUUCCAUUUUUGUAUUGUUCUCUAAAGACCUAAAUUUCAGUUGAUAUACUUAUCAAAUAGGAGCUUCAUUAAUAAGCUUCUUCCUUUCUAAAGUUUCCUUUUCUCUCCACCCCAUUACUUACUGUCUUGCUGUAAUGUAAAUGAGGAUAAAUUCAACUUAUUUAUUUCUCAUUUGGGAAAUGUGAAGUUUAGAUUAUUAGUAAAUCUGCUUCUUUUUUAAAACUAUUAUACCACUUGCUUUCCUUCUACUUUCAAAUGAUCUGCGAAAUGAUUUCUGUUCCUCAAGCCAUGAAGAGCUCCAUGCAACUCCUUCCAUAGGCAGUGUCCCUCCAGGCCACAGAGUGCUGAGUGGCUACUCUAUAGUGCUCCCAAGUACUGGCUGAAGAGCUUGAGUCCCAGCAUAGCAUUGUCAAGCACUGGGUUCACACAAGACAAAAAGCUUUUGAGUGCUUUUUAAACUUUUCUCAAUAUAACUUUUUAAAUUUUUUAGUGACAUGGAGCUUGACAUUCAAAAAAGUAUGUAACGAGUCCGCAUAAGAGAGUAUAUCAGGAACAGUAAUGGGCUGCUCAUUGGCAAGCUGAGUCACAGUAGGACACACACUGCUGCUAAGAUUAUAAUAAAAUUAUGACACUGGGUCAGAGCAGCAGUCCUUCUAGCCAAGUAUCCUGUCCUCCAACAGUGGCCUAUGCCAGAUGCGUCCGAGGGAAUAAACAGAACAGAGCAGCUAUGAAAUGAUCCAUCCCCUAUUGUCCACUCCCAGAAUCUGUAAGUGAAAGGUGUAGGAACAUGGGGUUGCAUCUCUGACCUUCAUAGCAAAUAGCCAUUGAUGGACUUAUCCUCCAUAAACUUAUCUAAUUCUUUCUUGAAUCCUGUUAGCCUGGGCUUCACAACAUCCCCUGGCACCAAUUUUCACAGCUUGACUGUGUAUUGUGUGAAGUACUGCCUUUUGUUUAUUUUAAAACUGCUGCCUAUUAAUUUCAUUGGGUGACUCCCUGCUUUUGUGGUUUGCAUGUCUUUGUAUACAAGACAUCUGUAGUACAACUGGAAUAUAAAUGUGUACUUGUGUAACUAAUAUUUAGUUGUUAGGUCAGUGUGCCUGCUUCUUUAGGGAUCCCCUGUUUUGGAACUAAUAAAGAAUGUUAUUAAACACUCAUCAAAGAGGAAAAUUUGGUAAGGAUGCCUCCAUUUCAUUCUGCACUGAUGGUGUUUGUAUGGGAAAUGAAUAUUGGCUCAGAAUGUUUUGCUGGUUCCCCCUUUGCUUGUGGAUAAUCCUUUUAAGAUCUCUGGGUACAUUUGUAGAUUGUCACUCCGUUUUCUAUGGCCAUUCUUCCCCAGCUUCUUCAAGUCACACCUAAAACCAUUGGUUUUGCUGCAUCUUCGAGAUGCGCUAGAAAGUAGGGACUUUACUAUUGACACCAGUUGAUAAAUAAGGAGAAAAGUGGCCCAGAGAUGCUUGAGAAUACAGUUAAGUUUCAUAUUUGGGGAAAUAUAAUACUAUUAUUCUUGUUGGAAAAAGAAAGAACUGCAUUAGACGUGCCUGGGCAAGGAGUCACUCUGACUAAAUCAUAGACCCCAGUAGGGAAGAGCUCCUGGACAGACCUAACCGAAAAGAGAAAUUUCUGUCUUCCAUGAAGAGCCUUUCUCUGAUGAGUACUCUGUUAAGCGUUCAAUAUACUGUUGAUCCUAUUGUGAAGGUUCAGGACAAAGGUAGUCUCAAAAGAGCAGAUGGCUUGAAGGCAGCAAUCAGAGCUGAAGCAGAUGGUGGUGCUGAGAAACCUGGACUUUGGUGCAGGGCUUCAUACCCAGCAAUCAAUGCUGAAAUAACUUGACCUUAGUUGUUUGUUAGAGGCCCCUGAAGAACACUAGGCAGCACUUCCCCCUCAGCCUAGAGACUGAAACCUGGUCAACACUAGGGCUAUGUCUACACUCGCGGCUUCUUGCGCAAGUAAUAUGCAAAUGAGGCUAAGCGUGGAAUAUCGCCGAGCCUCACUGGCAUACCUAAUGAGGCCCCAUUUUUUUCAGAAGAGGCUCUUGCACAAGAAGGAGCGUCUAC